Salvia hispanica is the source of this 800-nucleotide messenger RNA. Its product is annotated as ubiquitin-conjugating enzyme E2 2. Lineage: Eukaryota; Viridiplantae; Streptophyta; Magnoliopsida; Lamiales; Lamiaceae. The record is from RefSeq and is a predicted model, not a curated record.
UAAUCUCGCCAGUGAAAAAGUGGGACACCAAUCCCCAAAUGAAGUCAUACUAAACGCAAUACCAAUAUAAAGAUUCGAUUUUUCCUCUUUCCCUUCCAUUUCUCCACUCGAGCUCCAUCCCUGCUCUCUGCCAAGACUUCACUCAAAAAGGCAAUAAUAUGUCGACUCCAUCUCGAAAGAGACUGAUGAGGGACUUCAAGAGAUUGCAGCAUGACCCACCUGCCGGUAUCAGUGGGGCACCGCAAGACAACAACAUUAUGCUCUGGAAUGCUGUUAUAUUUGGCCCGGAUGAUACACCGUGGGACGGAGGUACGUUCAAGUUGACCCUUCAGUUCACAGAAGAUUAUCCAAACAAGCCACCAACAGUUCGAUUUGUUUCUAGAAUGUUCCACCCAAAUAUUUAUGCGGAUGGAAGCAUAUGUUUGGACAUUCUUCAAAAUCAGUGGAGCCCUAUUUAUGAUGUUGCAGCUAUACUAACUUCAAUCCAGUCUUUGCUGUGUGACCCCAAUCCGAAUUCCCCUGCAAAUUCUGAAGCUGCUCGGAUGUUCAGCGAGAAUAAGAGAGAAUACAAUCGCAGAGUGAGGGAAAUCGUGGAGCAGAGCUGGACGGCUGAUUAAAAUCGAGGAUCAGUGUUUGGAGGCGUAAGUUUACUUAUGGUAUGUAUUGGGAUAUUUGUCUGUUUGAAUUGGAUCAAGUUAUUUAGCUUAUAAAUCAUGCCAAGACUGCUGCAUUAUAUCGUGUAAAUUUGUGACUGGGAAUUGUAAUGAAUGUAUUACUCGGACAUCGAUCUUAUUUUGCAA